Molecule: messenger RNA, 2695 nt
Organism: Larimichthys crocea (large yellow croaker)
Lineage: Eukaryota; Metazoa; Chordata; Actinopteri; Sciaenidae
Product: pre-mRNA-processing factor 39
Exons: 15
Coding region: 39-2222 (727 amino acids)
Biological process (GO): RNA processing; mRNA 5'-splice site recognition
Cellular component (GO): commitment complex; U1 snRNP; U2-type prespliceosome
Molecular function (GO): protein binding; pre-mRNA 5'-splice site binding
Source: RefSeq, a predicted model, not a curated record
UGUCCCACGUGAAUGACGUCGGCGAGACGUUUCCCAUCAUGGCGGCGGAAGGCAGUGAGGGGAUGAGCGGUAACGGGGAGCUGGACGAGUCCUCAGCCAUGGAGGCUUCUCAGGAUCCUGCCUCGCUUCCGACCGAGAUGGUAGAGAUGUCGGAAGAAAACGGCAGUACGGCCGAGGCCCCCGAACCUCCCGUAGGCCCAAACCCCGAUUCCUUCUCCAUGCCUCCAGCUGCAGAAGACGAAGAGGGAGAAAUACCUGCAGACUUUGAGCGCCUGUGGAAGGCCGCCCACGACAAUCCUCAAGACUUCACCAGCUGGACCGACUUGCUGCAGUACUGCGAGCAAGAGAGUCACGUCACAGCCUCACGCAGAGCGCUAGAGGCCUUCCUCGCUCGCUACCCGCUCUGCUACGGCUACUGGAAGAAAUUCGCUGAUCUGGAGCGCCGCGCUGGAUACAACAACAAAGCAGAGGAGGUGUGUGUUCAGGGUUUGCAGGUAAUCCCUCUGAGCGUAGAUCUGUGGAUCCACUUCAUCAACCUGCUGCUGGGAACACUGGACAUGAACCUGCCCGAGUCGCCCACACGGAUUCGAAGUGUGUUUGAGGACGCGGUUCAUGCAGCAGGUCUGGACUUCCACUCAGACCGACUUUGGGAUCUUUAUAUUGAGUGGGAGAAGGAACAGGGGAACAUGAGGAACGCAACAAGUGUCCUGGACAGAGUCCUCAGAGUCCCCACCCAGCUCUACAACACCCACUACGACAAGUUCAAGGAACACCUCAACAGCCACGAGCCCAAAGACGUUCUCUCACCGGAGGAGUACGAGGAGCUGAGGACGUUGUGCCGUCAGAGUCAGAAGGCAGAGCGUGCUGAACAGGCCCAGGAGGAGGAGGCGGAGAGGCCGCCGGGGGAGGAGGAGCCCGCCACACCCGAGGGCACAGACACAGAGGAAUUGAUGCAGAAGAUCAGGGAACAGGUGCUGAUCCGCAGGGACAAAGUUUACCAGGACAACGAAGGAGAAGUCCGCAAGAGAUGGCACUUUGAAGACGCUAUCAAACGUCCGUACUUCCACGUCAAGCCACUCGACCGCCUCCAGCUGCGGGCCUGGCACUCCUACCUGGACUGGGAGAUCGCUCAGCUGAACAAGGACACCAAAGACCCCAACCAAGAUCCAGACCAGACAGCCACAGAGGGGUCAGAGGUCACAGCCCAACCUCAGGAAGAAUCAGAGGAUGCUGUGGUUGCCCAUGACGACUACAGGGUUCGCAUCUUGUUUGAGCGGUGCCUGAUCGCCUGUGCUCUGUACGAGGAGUUCUGGACCAGGUACACUCAGUACCUGGAGGCGCAGAAUGUGGAUGAGGCUCGGGCUGUUUUCAGGCGAGCGUGUGAGGUUCACCUGACGUACAAACCCAACAUCCACAUGCACUGGGCCACCUUUGAGGAAAGGCAUGGUGACUUAACCGAGGCACGACGAGUACUGGAAGCCCUGGAGAAAACCCUACCAGGAUUGGCGGUGGUCCGUCUUCGCAGGGCGGCUUUAGAGAGACGAGCAGGCCACCUGGAUCAUUCAGAGGCCUUGCUGCGGGAGGCGGUGGCAGAAUCCAAAGAGAAGCCCAUGUUACACGCUUUCUACUCCAUCAAACUGGCUCGUCUGCUGCUGAAACUGGGCAGGAACCCCAGCAGAGCACGCAGGGUUUUACAGGAGGCGCUGGAUAUCAGUCCGGAUAAUGAUAAACUGCACUUGAACCUGUUGGAGUUGGAGGUGUCGGGCGACCCCUGGGCUUCAGCUGAGGCCGUGCAGGAGUGUGUGACGCGAGCCCUGGCAGCUCCCCUCGCCCCACACACCAAGAUCCUCUUCUCACAGAGAGGCCUGCAGUUCGCCGAGGACUACAGCAACUCGAUCCAGAGUGUGCUGACUGUCUAUGAGGAGCAUCAGAAACUGCUGAGGGAGCUGGGUGGAACAAAGAGAGAAGCAGAGAACGGGGACGAGGACUCGGAAAAGCUGAGCAAAAGUGACGACGGCUCCGCUGUUGCUGUGUCUGCACAAGCUCCACCUACCAUGCCACACGUCCCCAUCACCACGCCCCCUCCACCUGUGAUGGGCGCCGACAUGACCGCACAGACCGGCUACGGGGGAUACAGCAGCUGGUACCAGCAACCGCAGUACGGCAGCUACGGUUACCAGAACACCUGGAACUACAACCAGGGUUACUAUCCUCCUAGUUAAAGUGAACAACAGUGACUGUGACACUAAAGAGGCCACAUGAGGCAGUUUGACCCUGAACGAGCUGAACAACAAACUGAAACAUCAAGUUCUGUCAGUCCACCUGCUAAAAAAAAAAAAAAAAACCCAGCAUCCUUUCCGCUCCGUCCGUCCUCUGAGUUACCUCACUGUCCUGGAAUCUGGGGCCGGAGUUGUUUUUAACAUGUCGUGUCAUUUUCAGUGUUGAUUCGGAGGGACAGGUGGAAAGAUAAAAAAACAAAACAAAAAAGGAAUCGCCCAUUCUCAGUACAUCAGUGUCUCUGUUUUAAUCAGAAAUAUUUUUGUAUUUGUUUGCAAGCUUUGCUCCUGUUUUAAAGUCAUCUAAGUUUAUCAAACUUUACAGCUGAUGUAUGACUGACAUUUUUGUACCAUUCCAGAAUAGGCUUUGUUGUUUUUUUUCUAAUGUAUAUAAAGGUGUUUUAUAGUGUGCCACAGCA